This is a messenger RNA of Bradysia coprophila, 756 nucleotides long. RefSeq lists its product as uncharacterized. The record is from RefSeq and is a predicted model, not a curated record. Lineage: Eukaryota; Metazoa; Arthropoda; Insecta; Diptera; Sciaridae.
AUGUACUUGGCAAUUGCCGUUUAUUCACAAAACUCACAAUCGACACGGGAACAAAACAGGUCGUUCCAACAAAUCCGACCGCAGUUUUCUCCAAAAGCAAAUCGUCGAUUUUCCAGCGAUGAACUUCGGGAAGCCAUUGAUAAUGUUGACAUUUCAUCAGACGCUGUUAAUGACAAAAUCACCGAAAUUGGGGAAAUCGAAUCUGAUACACAUGGAUAUGGCGAGAUUAUUAAACGGUUGGAUCGUGUGGAAGCAUUGCAACUGGCUGCAGCGAAGAGAGAUGCUCAAAUUUUGGUUGCAGUUAAAAAAUUGUGCCUCGCUUACACUAAAUACAACGACGACAACGAUGAGAUCAAAAAAAUGUUACCAAUGAAAAGCCAACCACAACUCGACGAAAUUGAAAUACGACUUACAGCAGAGCCCACACUCGUAGAAAAGUUUAGAGCAUAUCUUCGUGGGUUUAAGACCUCGAAUAAUCCUGUUAACUUCACUUCCAUGCUGAGCGUGCUGAUGAGUGACGAAUUGGUAGACAGUUAUAACUACAAAGGAAUCUUGAAUAAAGCGAAAUUAGAGGGCACCAAAAUCGUCGAUAUCAUACAUGACCUGCACAAGCCGAUGGAUAUUAAAACGUUUGCGAAAUUAAUGCGUGAAACCAUCGACCUGGCAAAAAACCGACACCACAAUGAACAAUAUCGUAAGCGACAAAUGAAAUUGGCACAACAAAUGGACUUGUGAUCCAUACAUUAAAAUCACAUG